CAGAUAUGGGUCUGCUAGUUAUGGCAAUAUUACUAAGUUUAUUGUCCAAAGAAGUAAACCUUGUCUUGGGGGACAUAGGCACUGCUACAUCUUAUGAACCCCCAUACACACCAACAAAAUGCAAUGGGAAUAGAGAAGAUCAAUUCCCACCAGGAAAUCUAUUUGUUGCAGUGAGUGAAGGGUUGUGGGACAAUGGGGCUGCAUGUGGCCGGCGUUAUAGGCUGAGAUGCCUGAGUGGCCAAAAUCGGCCAUGCAAGGGUGGUACCGUCGAUGUUAGGGUGGUGGAUUUUUGCCCUAAAAGACCCUGCCCUUCCAAUAUCCUCAUGUCAAAGGAUGCUUUUGCAGCGCUAUCUCGUUCUCCUAAUGCAAAAAUCAACAUCGAAUUUAUCCAGAUUUGAUAUGAAGCAUACGCAUUAUUUUCCGCUCCUCAUCAACAAGAUUAUUAUGUUGUCAUAUUGGGAGGUUCAAAUACGAGAGAUUAGAAGAAAUGUAGAGUCUCGACAUCGUCAUAUUUGUAAUUCUUGUGGUGAUUGUUUUGUGUUAUACGUACUAUGGUCAUUUAGUAGUACUCCAUAAUUAUGGAAUCUAGGAUACAUAAUUCUUAAUAUAUGAGCGCUGCUUGAAAUU
Messenger RNA from Ilex paraguariensis (yerba mate), 627 nucleotides. Lineage: Eukaryota; Viridiplantae; Streptophyta; Magnoliopsida; Aquifoliales; Aquifoliaceae. The record is from the annotation of a GenBank genome assembly.